Molecule: messenger RNA, 3976 nt
Organism: Centropristis striata (black sea bass)
Lineage: Eukaryota; Metazoa; Chordata; Actinopteri; Perciformes; Serranidae
Product: porphobilinogen deaminase-like
Exons: 14
Coding region: 132-1211 (359 amino acids)
Biological process (GO): heme biosynthetic process
Cellular component (GO): cytoplasm
Molecular function (GO): hydroxymethylbilane synthase activity
Source: RefSeq, a predicted model, not a curated record
UUCAUAGAGGAGCUGUAAGAGAGGAGCGCCCUGACAGUUUUCAAGGAUUUCCACUUUUUUAAUGAUCACUGUGCCCAGAAAAGCGUGCUGUUGGUUUGUCCUACAUCGGUAGAGUAAACCGAGUCACCGACAUGUCGGAGGAAGCAACUUCUCCGCAGGAUGGGAACGGCAAAGUUAGUCGGGUCAUCCGGAUUGGAACCCGCAAGAGCCAGUUGGCUCGCAUCCAGACAGACAGCGUGGCGGACAAGUUAAAAGGACUGUACCCUGAAAUCACGUUGGAAAUAGUUGGCAUGUCUACGACAGGAGACAAAAUCCUUGACACAGCUUUAUCAAAGAUUGGAGAGAAGAGUUUGUUCACCAAAGAGUUGGAGAAUGCUCUGGAGAGGAACGAGGUGGAUCUGGUAGUUCACUCACUGAAAGACCUUCCCACCACUCUGCCUGCAGGAUUCACCAUCGGGGCUGUGCUGAAGAGAGAAAACCCCCAUGAUGCAGUGGUUUUACAUCCCAAACAUGCCGGAAAAUCUCUCGACAAUCUUCCAGACAACAGUGUGAUCGGCACCAGCUCGCUGCGCCGUGCCGCUCAGCUGAAGAAGAGAUUCCCACAUCUGGAGUUCAAAGAUAUUCGCGGGAACCUGAACACACGUCUGAAGAAGCUGGAUGAGAAGGAGGACUUCGCUGCCAUCAUCCUGGCUGCUGCCGGCCUCAGGAGAAUGGGCUGGGACAACAGGAUCAGCCAGAUCCUUGGGCCUGAAGACUGCAUGUACGCUGUUGGACAGGGGGCGCUAGCGGUGGAGGUUCGGGCCAGAGAUGUUGACAUCCUGGAGAUGGUGUCUGUCCUCCAUCACGAUGACACUGUGCUGCGCUGCAUAGCAGAGAGAGCAUUCCUCAGACAUCUGGAGGGAGGCUGCAGUGUUCCGGUGGCUGUACACACCGAAGUGAAGGACUCCCAGCUCUACCUGACCGGGGCAGUGUACAGUCUGGACGGAUCCGACAGUCUGAAGGAAACCAUGCAGACUAGCAUUGCUGCUGAUGACAAGAGCAUAGAGGAGGUGGACGAGCAGGUCCAGCGAGUAGGAGUCACAGCCAGCAAGCUCUCAGGUAAAGCCCAGGAUGGGGCUGAGCGGCUGGGUAUCGACCUGGCCAACUUACUGCUGAGCAAAGGAGCCAAGGAGAUCCUGACGGUGGCCAGGCAGCUCAAUGACGCCAGAUAAUCCUGCCAAACUGACGGCCCCUCAAAUGCAGUCAGCCACAGCCUUGUGUCAAGUAAAAACUUGAAUUCCUUUAUUAUGUUAUACAUUUGGCAUUGCGUGAGAAAAAGAGUGGGGACUCUCUGUUACACGCUGAGCUCAAUCAAGGGCAGAUAUAUUGUUGAGGAUUUUAAACACUACUUGGACCAAAGUUGUGCUCAGUGUGGUAAUGCGCUGCUAAACGUAGCACUCUUGGUCUUGGUUCCAGCUUGUUAUUACACACGGAACCAUCUCCUGAGCCGUGUAGAAACCGCCUUACUGUCUGUAUUAUCAGUGAGAACCACAAAAUGGCCUUUCAUACAUUGUCGUCAGCACUUACAGUAUAAUCACUGGCUGAUAUCGUCAAGCUAAAAACCUUUUUUGUUUUUUUGUUUUUUAAAGCUUAUCAGUAUAUUAAAUGGGAAAAAUAACAAAGAAUGUGUCAUCAGCAUACAUUAUUACCCCCCAAAAGCAGAAAAAAAGAAAGAAAAAAGAGAGGUUAACCCAGAGUUCCUCUGUAGGCUGCAUUCACAUUUGAAAAUAUUGACUUUUGAUGGUACCAAAGAGUUUCCAACCCAAUUUUGUGAUUUGGAGUAGUGAAAUGAGCCUCGUUUAGGUGUUAAAGUUGAGUAAAUAUAAAUGUUUAUUUAGUGCUUCAAUCAUAAGCUCUAUUGUCCCGGGUCGACUUUAUGGAAUAAUAUAGUGUCAGAUUGAAAGGUGUGUUGGACUCCUGCAAAAUAAAAGUACCAUUUUCUACAUAGCUUCACUUCUUUAUUCAGCUGUGGAGGUAAACUGCUUUUAAGAGUAUGCUAGCUACCUUUUUUACAAAUAGAGAAUAUAUUUAAUAUACAUGAUGAGAAGCUGGAGGAAGUGUUUUGUUUUGCCCCACCUGUGUCACGUACAGCUGCUUCGUACUGAACCUUUAUUUAUUGCAGUGAAGCCUGACCAAUAUGUAGUGAUGUCCAAAUGAAGCUUCAUGAACCAUUAAACAGAAUGCCUCAAGGAACGGCAAUUCAGUGUGCUUUCUGCCAAACAGAGAGCGCUAUCUACUUGACUAAGAAAGUAAAGUUCAUGAAUCUUAAUUUGGACAUCACUGUUGAUAUGGGAUUUUUGAUACUGAUACGAGUUUUAGAGGGGGGGGUGAACAGAUAAUCCUUAUAGCGGCCAAUAUAGGGAAUUUUUGAGCUGUGUGUAAAAAUAGACCUUUUCUAUGUGGAUUGUGCACCAAUUUUGCACUGAUAUGACACUGCAAAGGUAAUCAUAAGGCUGCUUUUAUUAAGGAAUAUUUGACAUUAUUAUACAUGAUACAUACAAUGUAUCUCAUUGUCAACUAAUUCAAGAAAUCAAUAACUGAGAAAAAAAUUAUAAAUUAAACAAAAAAGCUAAAUUAACCUCAGUUGUUUAGUAUGAGUGAAGCACUUAAGCAUAAUUUUCUACAGUAUAUAUUAUGUUAAAAAGUUUUCCUAUCAGUGCAUAAAUGACAAAAUAUAAUCUUUUACCGAAAGAUACCAGUAUGACUUUGGCAGGCAGAUAAAAUCCGUCAACAGAUAUAUUGGUCAGGCUCUAAAAUGCCAAAAGGCCAAAUUUUAAAGUGUUUAUCCUGUUCAUGCUAUGCUGAUAUUGUAUUAGCAUCUGUGAUGUCACCACAGUGGCUUGCAGCUCCACAUUAAGCAUCAACUGUGACCUUUUCAUUUUGAAAUACUUUGUAAACACUGCAGUAGUAUAGUCAACAGUUUAAAAGGUAAAGGGCACAACGGCAAACUUACUCAUGGCUUUCAUGAACUGGCUGCAGGUUGAAUUAGUGUUCUGUUAAAGAUGUGAAGUAGCCAAACAAACUUUAUUUAACUGAAACUAUCACAGAUUAUUUCUUAAAACCAUAGCAUAAAGUUUUACAGUCACACUCAUUACACUGACUAGUUUAAAGCCAUUAUGGUCUCAUUAAUGCAAAUGGUACUUAAAGCUGAAGCACCAUUAUAUUCAACAAACAAAAAAUAAAAAAACUUUUGUCAAAAUUGUGGCUUCUGCUUUCAUAAUCAUAAUGUAGUUUUCUUUUGAUUACAAGCUAAAGAUCCGGUUGACAUUAGACAAUUCAAUUUUUUUCAUAAUUACAACUUUUGUAUUAUUGUAAUUUUGACUUGAUAGAUUGAUCUAGUACUUCUAUAUUUUCCUUGUAAUUAUGGUUCACCCGCAGCAAUUAAAAAUGUUAUUGUAAAUAUAAAAUUAACAAAGAAAUGAAUGAAAUUGUGUUGCUGGAAUAUUGUCAUGCAUGAUGCUGUACUCCACAUAUCAAAACUGAAGUGCUUCAAAAAGCAAUACCUUUUUUAACCUGUUGAUCUUGCCUCAUGAAAUAAACAUGUCUUGAAUGCCAUUUUAGUGCCAUCUCAGUAAGUGAUCUGCCUUAUUUAGAACAAUGCCUCACUUGUUUCCCUUUGUUCUGCAUCAGUUUCCCCACUGUACAGUGAGUGCCACACCGUAUUGUAUUUCUUUUAUUUUGUAGAUCUUUAUCGUAUAUUAUACCUAAUUUAAACCUCCUGAGACAAUGUGAGGCCAUAUUGGCCAUAUUUGUUUUUCAGCUUUAAUUUCAAUAUGAAUUAACAUAGAAUGCUUCUGUAUUUAGACUCUUUAUUAUCACAGUACUCACCGUCUCUGCCGUAAAUGAAAAAAAUGUGUCUUUGUUUAGCCACUACGUCAACAUUAUGUUAAACUGCUGAUGUCAAGAAACUAAUGUCAAUAAAGCUAUGUGUGUUAUA